Molecule: messenger RNA, 3304 nt
Organism: Erigeron canadensis
Lineage: Eukaryota; Viridiplantae; Streptophyta; Magnoliopsida; Asterales; Asteraceae
Product: leucine-rich repeat receptor-like serine/threonine-protein kinase SKM1
Exons: 3
Coding region: 161-3049 (962 amino acids)
Biological process (GO): protein phosphorylation
Molecular function (GO): protein kinase activity; protein binding; ATP binding
Source: RefSeq, a predicted model, not a curated record
CUUGUUCAUUAUAUUAUCAAGCACAUUGAUCUUAAUUUCAAGUCCCUAAUCAUUAGACUUUGAAAGUGAUUGAUCCAAACUGUUGUGGAGUCCCAUCUAGCUAGCUAGCUGCUUUUUUUCAAUAAAGACUUGAAUCGAAUUCCAUUUUGUCCCAAUUCUAAUGGAGAAAAAAAGUUCAAGAAUCUCACAUGAAUUAUGCUUCAUGUUCUUGUUUUUGUUCUUGUCAUCAUGCAGUAUUUGUCAUGGCUUACAAAAUGUGAUCAGUGAGCAUGAACUCCUUUUAUCACUUAAAGCUUCCAUUCAUGAUCCUUUGUCCUUCCUCUCUAAUUGGAAGAACACUUCUUUCUGUAAUUGGAAUGGUGUUUCAUGCAAUUCCAAUUCCACUUAUGUCACCGGAAUCAAUCUUUCUGGAAAGAAUCUAUCAGGGAGAAUCUCGGAAUCUUUAUUCGAGUUCUUCAACAUUGAAAAAAUCGAUCUUUCAAAUAACCAGCUCUCUGGCGACAUACCGAAAAAUGUCUUCUCUUGUCCUUCCUUGGUUCAUCUCAACCUAAGCAACAACAACUUAACAGGUUGGAUUCCUAAAGGUUGGAUUCCAAAGCUAGAGAAGCUAGAUUUGUCAAAUAACUUCCUUUCUGGAGUAAUUCCGGAGGGAAUUGGAUUCUUUUCAGGGCUACAUUAUCUUGACCUUGGGGGAAAUGCUUUGGUUGGACAUAUUCCAAAGUCAAUCACAAAUCUAACAAGAUUACAAGAUCUGACUUUGGCAUCAAACCAAUUAGUAGGUGAAUUACCCUUGGAAUUGGGGUUUAUGAAAAGUUUGAAGUUUAUCUACUUGGGUUACAACAAUCUUUCCGGUGGAAUCCCGAAAGAACUCGGUGAGUUAGCUCGUCUGAAUCAUCUCAAUCUUGCUUUCAACAAUCUCACGGGUGAAAUCCCAUCUUCACUUGGUAAUCUCAUCGAACUUAACUACCUUUUCUUGUACUUCAACAAGCUUACCGGUCCAAUUCCUAAAACAAUUUUUAACCUCAAGAAAUUAAUAUCUCUUGAUGUAAGUGAUAAUCUUUUAUCGGGUGAAAUACCGGAACUUGUUUCCAACUUUCGAGCUCUAGAAGUCUUCCACUUGUUCUCAAAUAAUUUUUCGGGUAAAAUACCAAAAUCCUUGGCUUCUUUACCUCAUCUCCAAGUUCUUCAACUAUGGUCUAAUAAGUUUUCUGGUGAGAUUCCUUAUGAUCUUGGAAAGUACAAUAACCUCACGAUACUUGAUCUUUCUACGAACAAUCUCACCGGGAAUAUACCCGCAUCUCUUUGUAAUUCGGGUCAUCUUCAUAAACUCAUCCUUUUUUCCAAUUCCCUUGAAGGGGACAUUCCUAAAAGUUUGAGACAUUGUAAGAGCUUAGAAAGGGUUCGUCUUCAAAAUAAUAGAUUAUCGGGUGAGCUUUCCUCCGAUUUCACUAAGCUACCACUUGUUUACUUUCUUGAUUUGUCUUCAAACAAUCUUUCCGGGAACGUAAACAAUUGGGCAUGGAAUAUGCCAAAGCUUCAAAUGUUGAGUUUAGCAAGAAAUGGUUUCUUUGGAGAAUUUCCUGAUUUGUUUGCUAGCAGCAAACUUGAGAAGUUAGACUUAUCGGGAAAUUAUUUCUCUGGUUCCAUCCCUCCGAUAAUUGGAAAAUUCUCGGAGUUGAUGGAGUUGAAAAUAAGUCAUAACAUGGUUUCAGGGAAAAUUCCUGAUGAAUUAUCUUUAUGCAAAAAGAUAGUUAACAUCAACCUAAGCUACAACUUUAUCACCGGUGGAAUCCCUGAAACCCUGUCAACAUUGCCGGUUUUAGGAAAUCUUGAUUUGUCAAGCAACCAACUCUCUGGUGAAAUCCCAAAAACUCUUGGGACCGUGGAGUCACUUGUUCAGGUGAACCUAUCUCAUAAUCAUUUUCAUGGAAAUUUACCUUCCACGGGAGUAUUCGCGACUAUCAAUUCGUCAGCAGUCACUGGCAACAACCUAUGUGGUGGUGCAUCAAUUGCCAAUUUACCACCAUGCAAGGAAACUAAAAACUUCAAUUGGUGGUUUUUAGGGAUGGCUUUGGCUGCAAUACUAGCUGUUUUCAUCUUUAUUAUGGUCUUAUUGUAUGUCAAAAGACGGAAAGAAUUUGUUCAUGAAGUGAAAAUGAAAGUGGAAAGCAAAUUAGACGGAGGUAACGAAUGGGAGUUACUCUUUUUCGAUCAUAAUGCUUCAAAACUCUUGGCAAUCGACGAGAUUUUGCACUUUUUGAGAGAACACAAAAAUGUGGCAGCAACGAAAAACAUACAAUAUUUUGUGAAAGAGUUCAAUGAGAUCAAUCUCAAGAGUGACCAUCACAUUAUCGAACUCAAGGAGAUUGGAAAGGUUCGACACCCAAACAUAGUUAAACUAAUAGCAAUUUGCAAGUCGGAUAAAGGAAGACUGGUCUUAGUUCACGAAUUUAUUGAAGGCAAGAAGUUGAGUGAAGUAAUUCGAGAGUUAAGUUGGGAAAGCCGGAUGAAGGUUGCCGUUGGGAUCGCGAAAGCUCUAAAUUACUUGCACGGGUGCUGCUCGUCGGCGCCUAUCAUUAUAGGCAAUAUUACACCCGAAAGCAUUUUUGUGAUUGACGGGAAAGAUGAGGCUUGCUUGAAAUUGAAUCCUCCGGGGAUGAUUUUUCCAAAUACUACCAAGUGUUUGGUUUCAUCAAAAUAUAUCGCACCAGAGACAAAAGAGACCAAAGAGAUAACCGAGAGCAGUGACAUGUACGGAUUGGGCCUCAUCCUCAUCGAACUACUAACAGGUAAAACCCCAGUCGACGCAGAGGUUGGUUUGCACGAAAACCUUGUCGACUGGGCACGAUACUGCUACUCCGAUUGCCACCUUGAGACAUGGGUUGAUCCAUUACUUAAGACACAUGCAUCAAAGAAACCUAACCAUAUCGUCGAGGUCAUGAAUAUAGCCCUACAGUGCACUGCUCGCGAUCCGGCUGCACGACCAUAUGCAGGGGAUGUGGCUAAAGUUCUAGAAUCUAUUACAAGGUCAAGUAACUUAUGUUACUAGUUAAUUAGGUGUUAAUUAAUCAGGGUUUUGGAUUUUUCUAUGAUGUUAUUUUGCUCUUGCUUUCUUCUUCAUUUUUAGCAUAAGGUUUUUAUUUGAGUGGAAAGUAGUGAAGUGGAUGUUUAAUGUUGGAUAUUGUUUUUCAUAUUCACUUAUGAGUGUAGUUAACUAGCUAGUAAUUGUGAAUGUAGAUAUAUGAUGAAGACAUGUCAAAUAUCUCCUCGAAAUAAUGAAAUAAUAUCAUGGAAUGCAUUAUCA